AUGUGGAGCAAGAAGGGUGCCGUCGACCUUUGUUGCCCGUUUCUGAAACAGGUGCAUCGGCUGACAUCAUCAUCGUCGUUCUUCCGAUUUCCGGAGAGCCAUCAACGGCGCCAUCGCCUUGUGACGACUGCCCCGCGUGAGACUGUGACAGCAAGUUUAGGUUGCAGCAGCAGCACCACCACCAGCAAUAACAACCUAGCCUGCUCAUGGGUGUGGAAUGAAACAGAGAAUUGGUGCAGUCUUUGUCUUGAGCCACACAAUGGGUGGAACGAACACCGCGGGAAGCGCGACCAUAUCUGUCUUGAGAUGUUCUACAAUGCUCUUGUACAGUACAACCGGCAGUGGACACCAGCAACAUUGUGGUGGGAAGUAGAGAAGUGUACAUUGUUGCGGCGCUCUUCUUCAGAUGCAUCGCGUCUUUGUUUGGAUAUCACACAUGAACUUUUAGGCGAAUCUUAUCUUGAUUAUGUGCAUGCCCCAACUGCAGGAAAAGACAAUCUUAGUGCUCUCAUGAAGUACUAUGACCGAGCCGAGCACUAUGAACGCAGGUUGGAGCUUUAUGCAUGCAUCCAGCAUCUUAUUGAGAACGGUAUUGUGCGUACGGACCGAACAGCGCUCAGUGGGGGGUCAUCCUUUCAUGGGUCUCUUGUAGCCUUCAAGGAGCUUUUUCCGAACCUUGUGAAUAUGUUUCCUUACGCAGAUGCCAAGGAGAUUUCCGCUUUGACGCAAAUGAUUGCAUCAACCUACAACAGUGAGACUGUCUUUGAUCUGUGCAAUUUUCGGGCCUUGUUUCCUUGGGAACAGGGACAAGAGGUAACAGAGGCAAAAAACCACAUUUCACCGUCCACUGAGGAAAUCCGGGGAGAUGCCAUUAUUCCCGAUAGUGCUGUGGGAGAGUACUCAUAUCACUGGAAAGGUGUGUUCUGUCGCGGUGUGAUGGGUCAGUUGCGGUGGGCAUUGGAGUCCGACAGCGUGGCCUGCCCACUGCAAACAGGGAAAGGGAAGAGAGGUGGGGUGUUUAGCGAUCAGUAUUGGCAUGUCCUCGCAGAGCACACGUGCCGUGCGCUUCUUGCGGAAAUGGUGUUCUGUCGCGUUUCCGAGUACGUUGUGCGGGUCGAGGGGGUAUGGCGGCGGCGCGGGCAAAAGGUGGUGCAGAGCCCAACCAUCGCGGGACGCUCAAAUGGAGACGAUGCGCUGCUGAAGUUGACUUCAAACUGGGGCAUGCUCAAGUACAUGGAUGACCACUUCUACGAAUCAUCCUUUGGAAACCAUCUGCCAAACGAUGGAAUGCCAAAGGGGAGGCGAGGCCAAGUAAAGGCAUGA
Trypanosoma rangeli is the source of this 1323-nucleotide messenger RNA. RefSeq lists its product as uncharacterized. The coding region runs from base 1 to 1323 and encodes 440 amino acids. The transcript has a single exon. Lineage: Eukaryota; Euglenozoa; Kinetoplastea; Trypanosomatida; Trypanosomatidae. The record is from RefSeq and is a predicted model, not a curated record.